AUGACUACACUUGGUGUUGGGGAGCUUUCUGCCAUCAACGCCUUGGCCGGGUCAAGUGCAGAGCUAGUCCCUGUCAUUCACAUCGUGGGGUAUCCGUCUACCGUGACCCAGAAGAAGCGCCUGCCUAUACACCAUACUCUGGGGGAUGGUGACUUUGAGCGGUUUGCCAAGAUGAGCGCUCAGAUUUCAAGCGCAGUUGUCAUUCUCAAGGAUAAGUCCAAUGCAGCUCGGCUGAUUGACGAGACCAUCCUAGAAUGUUACAAUUCUAGCAAGCCGGUUUAUAUCGGUUUUCCUAUGGAUCUCGUCCGGGCAGAGGUGGAUUAUUCUCCACUUACGCGCCCUCUGGCUGCCGAAAGGGCCCCCAACCCUACGGCGGAGGAAGAGGGUGUGGUGGAUUCCAUCUUGGAUCGCAUUCUGGCAGCUCAGAACCCGGCUAUUCUAGUCGACAGUCUUGCCGGGAAGCCUCAUAUAUUGAAAUCGGCAAGAUCAUUGGUAGAAAGCUCGGGGCUACCUUGCUUCAUUACCCCAAUGGCCAAAGGGAUAGUCGAUGAGACCCUACCCAAUUUCCGUGGCAUAUAUGCCGAACUGGUCUCUCAGCCGACCGUCUUCGAAGAAAUUCAACCUUGUGACUUGAUCUUGCAUAUCGGACCACGAUCGACAGAUCUCAACACAGCCAAGUUCAGGACGGGUCUGCCCCACGCCGAGACCAUUGAAUUCAACCGCGAUAGCAUCACACUGCGUUCUGAAGUUCAAGGGCUCAACUCGAGCGGUGUUCUCUUCAAGCUCAGCGACGCCCUCCACCGGGAAGGGACGAGGUCAGUUUCACCAGCCUGGACUACUCCGAGAAAGCUCAGUGAUACACCCGAAUUAUCCGAGUCGGUCUCAUCUGUUUCAACUCCCCCUAUGAGCUUGAAUGGUGAUUUACUUGAGUGCAAAAGUCAAAUUCCCAGCAAGUCCGCCGCAUUGACACAAGAUUGGGUCUGGGAGCGGUUCGGUCCCUGGCUCCAGGAAGGCGAUAUCAUCGCUGCAGAUUUGGGCACUUCUAGUUUCGGAACACUGUGGACUCGAUACCCACGCGGAGCAGUCCCACUCACUCAGUUACUGUGGUGCUCGAUCGGAUACGCGGUCGGCGCAGCGGUCGGAGCCGCUCUCGCGGCACGGGAAGAAGAACAAGAAGAAAAAAAUUCCCAACGUCGCACAAUCCUGUUUACUGGCGAUGGGAGUCUCCAAAUGACUGUACAGGAGAUCAGUACCAUGGUCAGGCGCAGAUUGGGGGUGAUUAUUUUUGUUGUCUGCAACGAGGGCUACACCAUGGAACGCCUGGUCAAUGGCCCCGAGGCAGAAUAUAACGACAUUCAACCUUGGGAUCAUACGUUCCUCCCCAAAGUGUUCAAGGCCGCACCUGGGAGUGCUCGUACCUAUGCUGUCCACACUCAGGCCGAGUUGGACAUGCUUCUCAAGGACCCUUCUUUUGGACCCAAUGUGGUUGAUGACACACCUUUGCGACUCGUUGAGUUGCACAUGUCUAAGCAUGAUGCGCCAGCGUCAUUGCAUGGGAUGAUGGACGCGGUGGUGUACCGACCGUGA
Messenger RNA from Penicillium olsonii, 1587 nucleotides. NCBI's taxonomy places the organism in Eukaryota, Fungi, Ascomycota, Eurotiomycetes, Eurotiales, Aspergillaceae. The record is from the annotation of a GenBank genome assembly.